Molecule: messenger RNA, 1139 nt
Organism: Syzygium oleosum
Lineage: Eukaryota; Viridiplantae; Streptophyta; Magnoliopsida; Myrtales; Myrtaceae
Exons: 8
Coding region: 97-810 (237 amino acids)
Molecular function (GO): S-adenosylmethionine-dependent methyltransferase activity
Source: RefSeq, a predicted model, not a curated record
ACCAGCAGCUGCUCUCUCUUGCUCGCUUUCUUCACACCACACCGGCGCAUUUCGCAUCACCUGCAGUUUCGUCUCAAGAUCAGUCCCGAGCGCCCGAUGGGGACGACGGCGGCGGCGGCGGCGGCGGAGGCGGCGGCGUCGGCGGCGACGCAGGCGUACGGCGAGCCGUGGUACUGGGACAGGCGGUACGAGACCGAUUCCGGACCGUUCGAUUGGUACCAGAAGUACCGCUCCUUGGCGCCCCUCGUCAAUCUCUACGUUCCUCGCGAGGAUCGCGUCCUCGUCGUCGGAUGCGGCAACUCGGAAUUUAGCGAGGGUAUGGUGGAUGACGGUUAUGAGGACGUGGUGAAUAUCGAUAUAUCAUCGGUCGUGAUUGAAGCUAUGCAGAAGAAGUACUCUAAUCGGCCUCAGCUAAAAUAUAUGAAAAUGGAUGUUCGAGAGAUGAGCGGCUUCGAUUCACGUUCCUUCAACACCGUGAUUGAUAAAGGUACACUAGACUCUUUACUGUGUGGGCAUAGUUCUCGGCAAAACGCUGCUAAGAUGCUCGAGGAAGUUGGGAGGGUCCUCAAGGAUAAGGGCGUCUAUAUUCUAAUUACAUAUGGAGCUCCAACAUAUCGGUUGAACUUGUUGAAAGAGACGGGCUCGUGGACAAUAAAACUUCACGUGAUAGAAAAGCUUGUUGGAAAAUCUGACCAUCUAUGGGAGCUAACAAACCCCAUUCCCUUGGACAAUGAAGGAAACUCCGGGGAAACACUGUUGGGCAGAAAUCCUGACGUUCACUACAUCUAUGUCUGUACUAAGGUCGGUUAAGAUGAUUUCAAAUCAGCUACCCAGAAAUGGUUUCGCUCGCAAGUUGGAGAGACCCAUGCGAGAAAGAUGACUUUACCUCAUAAGACGGGCCGCGUGAAGCCGUCCUUUUCAAGUAUGGUAAUAUCAUUGGUAGCCCUCUUGUUUUGCUCGUUGUCCAUGCAGGUAAACUCUACCGUGCACCUAGGAGCAUGAAGGGGCUGUUGUGCGAGUGUAGUCAUUCAACCAUUCUUUUACUUUGUACUUUGUAACAGAAGCAUCGUAUGUAGAGCCUCCCAGGAGUUUGGACACGUUUGUAUUAUGAUUAAUAUAGCGAUCAACUUCUUGUUUUA